Messenger RNA from Phytophthora sojae, 612 nucleotides. RefSeq lists its product as hypothetical. The record is from RefSeq and is a predicted model, not a curated record. The transcript has 2 exons. The coding region runs from base 1 to 612 and encodes 203 amino acids. NCBI's taxonomy places the organism in Eukaryota, Oomycota, Peronosporomycetes, Peronosporales, Peronosporaceae.
AUGAAGAUCAUCAUCCCCAGCCUCCUCCUCCUCGCCGGCUCGAUCGCCUUCGUCCAAGAACUAGUCUCCCACGUGGAGGCCUCGAGACGAUUCGUGGCGAUGAUGCCGAACGGCGCCAACGUGACCGGUUACCGAGCUAUCGGCCAUCCCGAUGGUACGGGCCGCAAUGCCUCCACCAACAACUUCGGCAAGGCCUUCGCUAACGUCGGCUACGCGUGGACCAAGGAGUUCUGCAUGAACGACACCGACGGUGAUGGCCAAACGAAUGGCCAGGAACUGGGCGAUCCCUGCUGCCAGUGGAACAGGACGUCGAACCCCGUGGUGCUGUGGACGAUUGGAGUCUCGCAUCCCGACAAUGCCUCGCUCGUUUCCGACCCGCGGCUGUGGGCCAACGUAGUGUGCAACACGUCGACCAACACUACUACCAGUACUAUCAGUACAAACCGAAGCAACACUACAAGCCCAAGCCGAAGCACCACUACAAGCCCAAGCGCCACUACAAGCCCAAGCGCCACCACAAGCCCGAGCGUCGCCAGCACUAACUGUAGGUUGGAAGUCCAAAGCGGAGACCGAAUUCCGCUUUUCACUGAUCUCUCAAGCCGUUUUGUUUGA